Messenger RNA from Cutaneotrichosporon cavernicola, 4722 nucleotides. RefSeq lists its product as uncharacterized. Lineage: Eukaryota; Fungi; Basidiomycota; Tremellomycetes; Trichosporonales; Trichosporonaceae. Gene Ontology annotation, molecular function: ABC-type transporter activity; ATP binding; ATP hydrolysis activity. The record is from RefSeq and is a predicted model, not a curated record. Bases 1 to 4722 code for a protein of 1573 amino acids. The transcript is spliced from 2 exons. Gene Ontology annotation, cellular component: membrane. Gene Ontology annotation, biological process: transmembrane transport.
AUGGCUUCGCAGUGGUUUCUGGCCGCGUCCGCCGCGCACGGCGCGACGGCCCAUCCUGCGAAACCCAUCCCCGGCGAGCCGCAGUGCUCCUGGCCGCCUCCCAUCCUCGACCCAACACGCGACUUUGACUUUACAGAGUGCUUCGAGCUCGCUGUCCUCCUCCCUGCUCCCCUACUUCUGACUUGCCUCGUUGCAAUCUUCCAGAUUAUCACCCAGCGCCAAAAGCUGCGGCGCACCGGUCAGGGCUCGCUCGAUUGGGUCGUACGCGGCUGGCGCAACGAGCGCGUCGCACGCGUCAAGUCCAGUUUGCUCGCUUUCUCCGCUAUCCUGGCAGCCGCUGCCGCUGGCCUCGCCGCGGUCCACAUCAAAGCCAGCCCGUACGCAUUCGUCCACUUCACCCUCCUCGCCAUCACCUACGCUCUUCUGAGUUACCUCGUCUGGCUGAACCACCACACCUCCCGCACCAGUAGCACGCUCACCCUGCUCUUCUUCCCACUCUAUGCGGCGGUAACUUCCGUGUGCGUGCGCACGGCCGUGGCCACUGGUGCACUGACUGGGGAGCACACGCUCGGUGGCCGGCUUCUCAUCGCCCGUGAGAGUCUUUGGUUCGCCUCCAUUGGCAUUGGGUUCUUUGCGUUCGUGCUGGAGCUGUAUAGCCCCGACAAGCACUGGGGCGGGUGGCGCGCACUGUUCUCGCGCGAUGGCAAGAUUCGCCUCGAGGACGAGGAGGACGACGUCGAGCCCGUCGGCAAGGACGACUACGAGGUUGAGAGCCCCGUCGCCACUGCCAACAUCUUCCAGCGGCUCACCUUCUCGUGGCUCACCCCGCUUCUGAACCUCGGAACCCACAAGUUCCUCGGCGAAGAGGACAUGUGGCUCCUUCCUCCCGACGACAGCGCCGAGGCGCUCAGCGAGCGCUUGCAGCGUGCAUGGGAACGCGAGCUGGAGCUCGUCAAGGCCGGCAAGAAGGCUGAGCCGAACCUCAAGAUGGCCAUCUUCAAGGCCUAUGGCGGACCGUACAUUAUUGCGGGCAUAAUGAAGGUCGUGUACGACUUGCUCUCGUUCUCGCAGCCCCAGCUCCUCCGCCUCCUCCUCCUAUUCGUCGGCUCGUACGAGACAGCCCAUCCGCUUCCGGCCACCGCCGGCUUCGGAGUGGCUAUCUUGAUGUUCGUCGUCGCGAACAUCGCCACGGGCCUGUUGCAUCAGUACUUUGACCGGUGCUUCCUGACGACAAUGCGCGUUAGGACAGGUCUCGUCACGCUCAUCUACCGCAAGUCGCUCAAGCUGUCGCAAGGCGAGCGGUCGGGCCGCACAUCCGGCGACAUUGUCAACCUCCAGAGCGUCGAUGCCGUGCGCAUUGGCGACAUUGCGCAGUAUGGGCACAUUGCGUGGUCUGGGCCCUUCCAGAUCAUCCUCGCGUUUGUGCUGCUCUACCGCCUCGUUGGGUGGCAGGCAUUCGUCGGCGUCGGCGUCAUGGUCUUCUCGCUCCCGCUCAACACGUACCUCGCGCGCGUGAACAAACGGCUCCAGCGCCAGCUCAUGAGCAUCAAGGACGUGCGUACGCGCCUCAUGAGCGAGAUCCUCAACAAUAUCAAGAGCAUCAAGUUGUACGGCUGGGAGAAUGCCUUUUCCGCAAAGGUGUUCGACGCGCGCAACAACAUGGAGCUCACCAUGUUGAAGAAGAUUGGCAUCGUGCAGUCGUGCUCCAACUUCUUCUGGUCCACUACGCCGUUUUUAGUCGCGUUCGCAACGUUCUCGAGCUACGUGUUCACGGCCGACGACCCGCUUACGGCCGCGAUCAUCUUCCCCGCACUGGCGCUGUUCACGCUGUUGGCCUUCCCGAUGAGCGUCUUCAGCAACAUCAUCAACAGUAUUGUCGAGGCGCUGGUCUCAGUGAACCGCAUCGAGAGCUUCCUCGCGGCUCCGGAGAUUGAUCCCAACGCUCGCAAGGUCAUUGAAUGUGACCCCAGAGUCGGCGAGGAGGUGGUGACGAUCAAGAACGGAGAGUUCCGCUGGGUGCACGACUCGCUCGAGCCUGCGCUUCAGGACAUCGAUAUCGGUGUCAAGAAGGGCGAGCUGUUGGCGGUGAUCGGCCGUGUGGGCGACGGCAAGACGUCGCUCCUCGCCGCGAUGCUUGGCGAGAUGACUCGCUCCGAAGGUUCCGUCACAUUGCGCGGUGAUGUCGCGUACUUUUCACAGACCUCGUGGAUUCUCAGUGCUACAGUCAAGGACAACAUUGUGUUUGGGCACCGCUUCGACCCUGUUUUCUACGACAUGGUGCUGGACGCAUGCGCCUUGCGGUCCGAUCUCGCGAUCCUACCGGAUGGACACAUGACCGAGGUUGGCGAGAAGGGCGUGUCCCUCUCGGGAGGCCAGAAGGCGCGAAUUUGCCUCGCGCGUGCGUGCUACGCCCGUGCCGACAUUUAUCUGCUGGACGACCCGCUCUCCGCGGUGGAUGCUCACGUGGGCCGACACAUCUUUGACGCCGUCAUUGGCCCAAACGGUCUGCUGAAGAACAAGGCCCGCAUCCUGUGCACGAACGCAGUCAACGUCCUUCCCCAGGCAGACCAGAUCGUCAUGCUCCGGCGCGGCAUCAUUCUUGAGCGCAACAACUACGCCAACGCCAUGGCAGACCCGAGUAGCGAGCUGUACAAGCUCAUCACUGGUCUCGGGAAGAUGACCGCACGAGGUGAGGAGAGCGGCGUGGUGACGCCGACGAUCGUCGCCACCUCCGAUGAGGACGAGUUUGACGAGCCUAUGGAUGUGGACGAGAGUGAUAGCCAGCGCAAGCGCCGUGCAGCCCGACGUGCGUCGACCGCAACUCGUCGCGCGUCGGUUCUCUCCCUGCGCCAAGCGAAACGCGACGCCCUCCGUGACCUCCGCGAGAGCGCCAAGCCCAAGGAACAUUCCGAGAAGGGCCAGGUCAAGCGCGACAUCUACCGCCGCUACCUGACCGCCGCCAGCUGGUGGGGCGUGGUCAUCUUCGCGACCUGCAUUGCCUCCUCGCAGGGCAUGGGUAUCCUCAGCACCUACAUCCUGCGACUGUGGGCCAAGCUCAACGAGGCCGCUCAAGCCAACGUCCAGGUCGCCAAGUAUCUCUUCGCAUACGCGGUCACGGGCUUCUCGCAGGGUGCGCUGUCCGUCCUCGCCGUUGCCAUUUUGCGGAUCUACUCCGGCCUCCGCGCGGCCAGGAUCAUGCACGACCUCAGCUUCCAGAGCCUCAUGCGCGCUCCGCUGUCGUUCUUCGAACUGACGCCCACCGGUCGCAUUCUCAAUCUCUUCACCCGCGACAUCUUCGUCAUUGACGAGGUGCUCGUAAUGGGGCUGGGUCAGUUCUGCCGCACCGCCAUGCAGGUGUUGUCCGUCGUUGUCGUCAUUGCCAUCGGCGCACCGCAAGUCCUCGUCGUCUUCAUCCCACUAGGCUACAUCUACCGCAUGGUGAUGAGAUACUAUCUUGCGACGUCGCGCGAACUCAAGCGCCUCGACGCGAUCUCGCGCUCGCCGAUCUUCAGCUUCUUCGGCGAGACUCUCGCGGGCCUCCCCGUCAUUCGCGCGUACCACCAGCGAUCCCGCUUUAUUGCGAACAAUGAGGCGCGUGUCGACCGGAACCAGGCAUGUUACCAGCCCGCAAUGUGCAUCAACCGCUGGCUCGCUGUGCGCCUCGAGUUCCUCGGUUCGUGUCUGAUGUUCUCCACGGCGCUCGCCUCGGUCGCGAUGACGGUCUACACCACGGGGAGAGUCGACUCUGCCCUUGUAGGCUGGCUCAUGAACUACACGAUCUCCGUGACGGGCUCGCUGAACUGGCUCGUGCGGACCGCCUCCGAGGUCGAGCAGAACAUCGUGUCGGUCGAGCGUGUCCUCGGUUACGCCAAUCUCGCGUCCGAGGCGGCAGAGGAGGUGCCCGAAACCAAGCCUCCCGCGUCGUGGCCGGAGCGCGGUGACAUCGAGUUUGACGCCUUCUCCAUGCGCUACCGCCCCGAGCUGGCCCUCUGCCUUAACGAGGUCAGCGUUAAGAUCCAGGGCGGCGAGCGCGUCGGCAUCGUCGGUCGCACUGGCGCGGGCAAGUCGUCCCUCACCCUUGGUCUGUUCCGGAUCCUCGAGGCGGCACAUGGCCGUAUCUUCAUCGACGGAAUUGAUAUCGCGACCCUCGGCCUCCGUGACCUCCGCAGUGCGGUGAGCAUCAUCCCGCAGGACCCGCAGCUCUUCGAGGGCAGCCUCCGCAACAACAUCGACCCUACCAACAAGGCCUCGGAUGCAGCGAUUUGGCAGGCUCUUGAGCAGGCCCACCUCAAGGACCACGUGAUCUCGAACAUGGGUGGCACGUUGGAUGCCGAGGUGGCCGAGGGCGGCUCGAACCUCUCUGCCGGCCAGAGGCAGCUGGUGUGCUUCGCUCGCGCUCUGUUGCGGCGCACGAAGAUUCUCGUCCUUGACGAGGCCACUAGCUCUAUCGAUCUCGAGACGGACGAGGCUGUGCAGGCAAUCCUGCGCGGGCCAGACUUUGCUGGUGUGACGACGCUCACCAUCGCGCACCGCAUCAACACGAUCAUGGACAGCGACAAGGUGCUCGUCAUGGACCAGGGAAGGGUGGCCGAGUUUGACACGCCUGAGGCCCUCCUCAGCAACCCUAUGAGCAUCUUUGGGAGCCUCGUCAACGAGGCGGGUCUGAGCAGUGUUCCUCCCUCGCGCGCUGUCAGCCGCCCAGUCUCCCCACCAGCCCAGUAG